Molecule: messenger RNA, 583 nt
Organism: Oncorhynchus mykiss (rainbow trout)
Lineage: Eukaryota; Metazoa; Chordata; Actinopteri; Salmoniformes; Salmonidae
Product: protein S100-A1
Cellular component (GO): cytoplasm
Molecular function (GO): calcium-dependent protein binding; calcium ion binding
Source: RefSeq, a predicted model, not a curated record
ACACUCAUAAUCAGAAGGGCGUUGCCUGUUCUUUAUACAUUCCUGAACAAUCUUUCCCACGGCUCUUGCGCAGUAGAUUCAGCAUCAUUGGUAUAUAUUCAGCAGUACCCUACUUCCCCACCCUGUUCUGAUAGCGUCUCUCUUCUGUUUGUGUAUCCUUCUCUGCAGCCAUGCCGUCUCAGUUGGAGAGUUCCAUGGAGUCCCUGAUCACAGUGUUCCAUCGCUAUGCCGACAAGGACGGUGACUGCAACACACUGAGCAAGAAGGAGCUGAAAGAACUGAUGCAGACAGAACUGGCCAGCUUCCUGAAGUCCCAGAAGGACCCAGCCGCCAUAGACAAGAUCAUGAAGGAUCUGGACCAGAAUGGUGAUGGGAAGGUGAACUUUGAGGAGUUUGUCUCCCUGGUGGUGGGCCUCUCCAUCGCCUGUGAACAGAUCUACCAGCUCCACACCCAGAAGGCUUCUGCCAAGAAGUGAAGGAGGACAGGACAGAAAGAAAGAGAAGCAGAGAUGGCUGUUUUUAUAUGUGUCAUUUUUAUAAAUAAGUCUUACUGUUGUGAAUAAACACUGGCUUUCCCACUCUG